AUGGCCCUUCUACAAAACGAAGAUUUCGCCAUCUGGUUUCUGCGCACGUCCUACCUGGCAAGUGCGAAAGAUGGCACUGCGGAGCGACUCAUUAAUGUGAAUUCAUCAAUCCUAAACACUCCUGGAUUUCGUGCAGCAGGCUGGUCAGCGGAUCCUGUUCACCGGACAUACUCUCCACCCAUUCCGACAUCGAUCAACAGCGAGUAUCUCAAGGAAGGCGCCGACCUACAGCAAAUCAAUUCCCAAGCCGACGAAGAGGACGAAGGUGGCCUCGUGACUGGCAGGACCAGCAACGACACCAUUGGCCCCGGUUUGAACGUCAGGCGACGACGAAAGAAGGAGCAUGUCGAGGAUGACGAUAGCAGCGAUCUCACCGACGAGUCAGAGGAGGAGGCUGAUGGCGGACAACGAGCGGCUCAGCAAAUUCGCUUUGCAAAGAUGCCGUCUCGUCACCGAGCCGACUCUUCUCCGAUUCGCGGUUCAGACGUAGACGGAGAAAGAACAUCCCCGUUGAAAGGUCCUACCGACAAUCGACGCCGUACUGGAUCUCUUGGUGCCGUCGAGGCCGUCAAAGCUCGCGCCAGGCGAGAUACCACCACGAGCAGCGACAUGUCUUCUGAAAACGAAGUCGACCCAGCCUAUUUCCAGCGCCGUCAGGUCCACGCAGGCCAACGGUCUAAAUCUGCACCCAAUCCCAAUGACGGUCAAAUGAGGGCCGAUGGAGACCCCGGUCGGCCAGGAGAUAUGCAGGAUGAUUCUGAUGCUGAAUCUGUUGGAUCUGCAAUGUCUUCCGAACUGGGCGACACCAUGGACUCUGCAUCCCUCCUCAACACCAUGGAAGACCCGAACCUUACAUCUACAUCACCUACGCUGGGCAGUCUGACCGGCUCGGGCUCCCGUUCAUCGCUACCAGAAUCACCUAAAAGGCAGCGGACACUGCCGAUCCUGCAUGAGCUACCUCCUCCUCGACCUAUCAGUAUGAUACAACCCAAGAGCUUGCUUACAGCGGCGCUCGGUGCACAGAAAAGGGCUCCGAGCAACCCCGUACAGGCAUUCGCCGGUCUCUCAGGUAAAGGAACCCCCAACCCACUUUGGAUCAAGAUAUACACACCUUUCGCCAACAACCCCGAUGAACCCUUCGAGAUGCCAUUGGCCCGGACGUCCAAAGACGGUAGCAUGGUUAUCGUUGCAGAAGCUAUCGGUCACGCUCUAUGGAGAUAUGGGGAGGAAAAGCGGGAGCCUCCUCUAAGGCCUGAACAGCUCGAUGUCAACAAAUGGACGCUACGAAUGGUGGAAGAUGGAGAGGUGGACGACGACUUUCCGCCCCUCGUUCGCACGAGGCCUGUGGCAGACUUCACGUACAACAACAAUAGAGGCGGGAGAGGUCGUGCAACGGAUCGUCCAGUCGACGAGUUCGCGCUUGUCGAAGCGUCGGCUGCUCAGUAUGAAGCGAACAAAAAAGAAACACCGCAGUUCAUACCAGAAGCAGCGACAGAGGUUGGCCCUAUCCCUACGUUAGAUGGGGCUCCGUCACAGUCUCCAGCACCACCGCCUCCCGCAUCAAAGGCACCACCAUCGCGAACCAACAUCCUCUUGGCUGGCCAACCAUUCACCUCUGCGCUCAGUAACACAUCCUUGACACCUGCCGAUCUCCCGGCACCGGCGGCACCACAGGCCACUCCACGCAUGGGAGCCACGAAGACAAUCAGGAUACGAUAUCUGAACCUCGAGAUGACCGCGCAGACAAUGACCAUGGAGAUCUCGACCGAUGGCUACAUUGCUGAGAUUCUAGACCAUGUCUGUAAAAGAUGGAACCUCGAGAAGGCUGGGUUCGUGCUCAAAGUGGCCGGCACCAAUACCGUUGCGCCCCUGGAUCGCACCGUGGAAGCUCUCGGUGGGCGAUCGGAGCUGGAUCUUGUGCGCCGCAGGUUCGGGGCUGGUGCCAGCUUGACGGGCUCGCCGGGCAGCUCUUCGCCCAAUGCACCGUUGUUACUGGACAUCCAAGGUCCCAAGAAGGGCAAGAGGGGCCAACCCCUCCAUCCUCUGGCGCAGAAACAGGACCUGUUGUCGAGUGCCAGCAACUUCAAGAAGUAUUAUGUCACCCGGAAACAGCUGGGUGGCUUUGCCCAAGGGAGUCAGAGGGUGCUUGUGUUUGAUGGCGACAUCAUUCAUGUCAUGCCGGCUGAUACCAGCUCCAAUGCCAAAUUCAGUUCGAUUGCAUUCAACGAUAUCCUGAAGUGCAAAGUCAGCUCCAAGCACCCCAAGCUUGUACGAAUCGUGGUGCGGCGAAUCAACGAGUCGAAACGGUACGACUUCGAAGCGCGGACGGCAGGGGAGGCGCAGGAGAUUGUGGACGAGGUGACACGGGAGAUGAGGCUGGCGCGAGCAUGA
Fonsecaea erecta is the source of this 2391-nucleotide messenger RNA. RefSeq lists its product as hypothetical. Gene Ontology annotation, biological process: TORC2 signaling. Lineage: Eukaryota; Fungi; Ascomycota; Eurotiomycetes; Chaetothyriales; Herpotrichiellaceae. The transcript is spliced from 2 exons. Gene Ontology annotation, cellular component: plasma membrane; cytoplasm; TORC2 complex. Bases 1 to 2391 code for a protein of 796 amino acids. The record is from RefSeq and is a predicted model, not a curated record. Gene Ontology annotation, molecular function: phosphatidylinositol-4,5-bisphosphate binding.